Messenger RNA from Aplosporella prunicola CBS 121167, 1320 nucleotides. RefSeq lists its product as uncharacterized. The record is from RefSeq and is a predicted model, not a curated record. The transcript is spliced from 3 exons. NCBI's taxonomy places the organism in Eukaryota, Fungi, Ascomycota, Dothideomycetes, Botryosphaeriales, Aplosporellaceae. The coding region runs from base 1 to 1320 and encodes 439 amino acids. Gene Ontology annotation, biological process: protein deneddylation. Gene Ontology annotation, molecular function: metallopeptidase activity; protein binding. Gene Ontology annotation, cellular component: COP9 signalosome.
AUGGCCGACGCACAAGAGAACCCGCUCAUCUCGGCCACGCGCGCCUCCGACACCAGCCCGCAGAUCCAGCUGCAUCCCCUCGUCCUGCUCACCGUUUCCGACUACAUCACCCGUCACACCCUCCGCCAGCAGCAAGGCCCGGUCAUCGGCGCUAUCAUAGGCCAGCAGCAUGGCCGCGACAUCACAAUGGAGGUUGCCUUUGAGUGCAAUCUCCUCUCCGGCGAGAAUGGCGACGUGGUAGUCGACGACGAAUGGUUCCGCGAACGCCUAGAGCAGUACAAGACCGUCUACAAGUCCCCGGCCCUGGACCUCGUUGGGUGGUUCACUCUCGGCGCGCCUUCUGGUCCUUCGCUGCAUCACCUUCCUGUGCACGAGUACUUCCACUUCACCCACAAUGAGAGCGCAUUGUUGCUUCUCUUCCACCCGGAAUCUGUCCUCGAGGGCAAUGCAACUGGCGGCAAACUACCUCUUACUAUCUACGAAAGUGUGUGGGAAGGCAGCAGUGAGAGCAAUGACCAAUCUGCGGCCAUGGACAUCGACGGAGGCACACAAGGACAGGACAAGAAGCUUAAGUUCCGAGAUCUUGUCUACUCUGUUGAGACGGGUGAGGCGGAGAUGAUCGCAGUCGACUUUGUGGCCCAGGGCGGUGGCAAUGCCACGGCUGUGGAUACUUCGAAGGCCGGCGCAGGCGAAAGUAGCAGUAAAGGCAAGAGCAAAGGGAAAUCUAAGGCUGAGUCUGAGAGGGAAUCUGCGGCAGCUAAUGGCACAGCCCCUGACGGGUCUGUUGCCUUGACGUCGGAGGAUGAAGAGCUUCUUGCCUCACUCACCGCUAAGGCCAACGCGAUCAAGAUGCUUCGCGCCCGCAUCAACCUCCUGGAAAUCUACAUAUCUAAGCUCCCACCUUCCUAUCUUACUGAUGCCAUUUUACCUGUGGAACCAACCACCGAAGCCCCCAACUAUGAGAUCCUGCGUUCCAUCCAAUCACUUCUAUCACGCCUUCCACUCCUCACUCCACUGGACCGUACCACGUUCGCUCGCGAAGCCGCUGAGCAGCGUUCUGACGUCGAGCUCACCAACAUGCUGGCUAGCAUCACGGGAUCCGUGUUUGCGACCAGCGAACUCGGCAAGAAGUUCUCCAUUGUCGAGAUGGCGCGCUCGAACAAGAAGAUGAACAGCAACAACCCGUUUGCUUUUGAUGGAAUGCCAGGCGCGGCCCCGAGUGGAGGCUUCUUCGAAACGAUGAUGAACCCUGUUGGUGGAAGCGCCGCCUACGCAAGCCCAGGCGAAGGCCGGACGGGCUUAAAGGGCGGUAUGAAAUGA